CGAGGAGACUGGCUUACCUAAUCAGCCCUUGUUCGAUUUUUUCGAGCCUUGCUUGUCGUCACAGUGCGCCCGCCCUCGUUUUCCAACUUCUUCCUCUCUCUCCUCUUUCAGAAACGAGACGACGCCGACGAGGAGGAAGGCAGGCCCACCAUGACGACGGUGCAAAAGAUCAAGGAGAUCGAGGAUGAGAUCGCCAAGACGCAAAAGAACAAGGCCACGUCCUACCACUUGGGCCAGCUGCGGUCGAAGCUGGCCAAGCUCCAGCGCGAGCUCAUCUCGCCCUCGACGUCGGGCGGUAGCGGGCCGGGACAGGGCUUCGAUGUGGCACGGACGGGCAUUGCGAGUGUAGGCUUCAUUGGGUUUCCCAGUGUGGGAAAGAGUACAUUAAUGUCGGGCUUGACAGGGACGACGUCCGAGGCGGCCGCAUACGAGUUCACGACGCUCACGACGGUGCCCGGUACACUGGAUAUCCACGGCGCCAAGUUGCAGAUUCUUGACUUGCCCGGUAUCAUUGAAGGCGCAAAGGACGGCAAGGGUCGAGGUCGGCAGGUGAUUGCGGUGGCGCGAACAUGCAACCUCAUCUUUAUGGUCCUCGACGUGUGCAAGCCGCUGGCCGACAAGGCCAAGCUGGAAAAGGAACUCGAGGGCGUGGGGAUCCGGCUCAACAAGACGCCACCCAACAUUGUCGUACGCAAGAAGGACAAGGGCGGCGUCACCGUGACCAACACGGUGCCGCUCAACAACAUCGACAACGACGUCGUGCGGGCGGUGUGCAACGAGUACAAGAUCUCGAAUGCUGAUGUGGCCUUCCGGUGCGAUGCCACCGUCGAGGACCUCAUCGACGUCAUCGAGGGCAACCGCAUCUACAUUCCCUGCAUCUACGUCCUCAACAAGAUCGACGCAAUUUCCAUCGAAGAGCUGGACCUGCUGUACAAGAUCCCCAUGUCGGUGCCCAUCAGCUCCAAGAUGUGGCUCAACAUCGACGAGCUGACGGAGAAGAUGUGGGAGGAGCUGAGGCUCGUGCGCGUCUACACCAAGCCUCACAAGGCACCGCCGGACUACAGCCAGCCGGUGGUGCUGAGGCAGGGCAGGAGCUCGGUGCUCGACUUUGCCAACGCCAUCCACAAGGAUAUUGCAAAGCAGUUCAAGAUUGCCAUGGUCUAUGGUGCCUCGGCAAAGCACCCGCGAGGACAGCGUGUCGGCCUCGAUCACGUCCUCAUGGAUGAAGACGUCGUCACUCUCUUCAAGCGCUGAAGCCUGUGUCUCUCGUCGCAAAAUAUAUUUCGGCAGC
Acaromyces ingoldii is the source of this 1291-nucleotide messenger RNA. RefSeq names its product developmentally regulated GTP binding protein 1. Gene Ontology annotation, biological process: cytoplasmic translation. The transcript has 3 exons. NCBI's taxonomy places the organism in Eukaryota, Fungi, Basidiomycota, Exobasidiomycetes, Exobasidiales, Cryptobasidiaceae. Gene Ontology annotation, molecular function: GTPase activity; GTP binding. Bases 151 to 1254 code for a protein of 367 amino acids. The record is from RefSeq and is a predicted model, not a curated record. Gene Ontology annotation, cellular component: cytoplasm.